Messenger RNA from Exophiala xenobiotica, 1858 nucleotides. RefSeq lists its product as uncharacterized. The transcript has 2 exons. The record is from RefSeq and is a predicted model, not a curated record. NCBI's taxonomy places the organism in Eukaryota, Fungi, Ascomycota, Eurotiomycetes, Chaetothyriales, Herpotrichiellaceae. Bases 202 to 1488 code for a protein of 428 amino acids.
CUUGUAUUCUUUCAUUUUUGUCAGAUUGCCUUUUGUUUCGAGUUAUUUUCGAGCCUUCCCUCGAAGGCUUUUGUGGGACUGAGACAUGACAUACAGCAUUAUGCAUGAGUCUGCAUCUGGCGGACUCUCACCGUACAUCAUGUGCUGACCCCAUAUAAUACUACCAUACUCUUUGUGUGUUUGGCUUUCUUAUCUUUGUCAAUGACGAGCUCCGAACAAACAGCUGCAUCAACAAUACCACUGCGUCACCGCAACGAACAGAAAGCUGCGGGUCUGUGCUACCCAAAACCGUCUUUACGAAGCGACGAGGAUUUCACGAUCAGACGAAUUACGAGUAAAAAGCACCGAGACCAAAUGAACCAGCAUACGAUUGACGAAUCUGAUGCCGAAUCAUUCCAUUCGGCCAUCUCGAGCGUGGCGAGAAUAAAGUCGCGAUGUCAGUCAACGAGGCACGGAGACCGACCCGCUAAGACAUCUAGAUGCAGGCGAUCUAGGACACAGAUUUCGCAGGAAGAGAACGCAGCCCUCAAUGCUAGAUCGCCAUCAGAGCACCACCGAGCGUCCAACGAGAACGGCCAAAAUAGUUCACAGCUCUAUUCGAGUCAAUCUCGCCAUCGCCCAAACCAACCCACCAUACCCAGACGACAAAGCAGCUCAAACCUGGACAGAAAGAAGAGAAGAAAAUCUGUGCGAAAAGAUCCGGCUACUUUGCAUCGUGAGAGCUGCCAGCUCUUCUCGUCACUGGAUGGCAUGCUUGCCUUGAGUCGGGAGUUUACACCGCUACCUAGCGUAUCGACCACACGGACAGGGACCCGACAUGGGUCUCUCAUCGUAGAAGAGACAGCAAAGCCAGAAGAAGCAGAAACCAUACAUCGUCUUUGCCGGAAGGUGGACGAGAGGUUGCAAUCCGUCGAACACGAGCCAUUCUACUCAUGUCGAAGAAGGAGUGCGUCGUCAUUGCCAAUCUCUCAGUCAAACUAUUCUGCGUUGACGCUUCAGUAUCACUCACGUGUCACACCACGAAUAUCAAUAUCUACCAGUGAUAUGCGCAGCCACGGUCGGAGGGACAGCACCUCAGUGGGGACUGGCGAGCGACCUUAUAGGCCACCUUUGAAUACCGUCAUUUCUUGGACUUCAGACGCCUCGCGACGGCAGGAGUACGAGAGAAUUGAUCGAGCUCAUUCCGGCGUCAGAGGCAUGUUUUCGAAGAUCUUGCCAAAGUGUAUGCACUCUAAAAACAAGAGGAGAGCUUUCUUCACGGGCGACUGCGACGGCGAUAGUGUCAGAAGGUUCAGGAUGAGCCUCGACGACACGAACCAUGCUGAUGAUGAGCCAGUUGUGGAGGAGAAGAAUGAAGUAUCAAAUUUGGAUGCCUUCAACGAGAAGCGUGCACUUGAGUCUGAGCAGCGAGGCUUGAAAGACAGCCCAGAGCCGACGGCCAAGACAGGAAUCGACACAAUGAAGCGCUGGUGGACAUGUUUCCAAUAAGAAAGGACAGUGUCGUGGUCAGGCGAGACCUGGCCCAUAUCAUCGACUCAGAGUCACGAGGCCUUCACAAGUCGUUGAUGAACAAGGUUGGCCGCCAGGCAUACCCUUAUUUUGCAUCGCAUCUGGUGUUGCAGCAUGCCAUUCAUGGAUCCACGAAACCUGGACGACCAGGGAACCGUCAGUGCUUGAUUUUGAUUCUCCUAUGUUUUUGAAGCAAGAAAUGGAGCGGAACAGUGCUCCAGAUGAGUCGAGAUGGGCACAGACCUACAGGAACGACUAGACGAGCAGACGAUAUGCAGAUAUGAUGAUGGUCGCCUGGAACGAAAAAGCUGUUCUUACAGGCAAAUAGCAGCAAUAUGCAAAUACUGGU